GAGAGAGCGCGGUUGGCAAGCAGUGACAGAUUGGCAACGGCACUACAGGACAAGCAUGUAGCCUACAGCCGGAGGAAGGGUGUGCAGCAAGAAACAAACGCGUGUAAAAAUCAAUAGAUAGGUUUAGUUUAGUUUGGCCUCUGAGGGAAAUGUAAAUGAGGUUCCAAAACAAAUAAGAAUAGACAAGGGGAUAUAAAGGAAGGAGUGAAAAACUGCCUUGAAUGACAAAUAAUAGAGUUACCGAGGCGCACAUAACAGCCAAAGACGAAGGAAUGCGCAAGUUCUAGCACAGACUGAUUAGGCCCGCCAAAGCGAUAUAUUAGCGUCUCAUCUCCUCUUCGGGAACAACAUACCACUGAACGGUGUGAAGGAUAGCCCAGCUACCAGCACCACAAGGAAAACAAAACAAUUUAAAAAGAAGAAAGCUGAAGUUAUAAAUUAUAACAGCAGGAUUGGUGGCAUUUGAACUGCCCAUUUGCCGUUGUUACCCGGUGAAAAUAACACAAACUUGCAAUGGCUUUGGUAAUGGAACCAGUGAGCAAAUGGACCACAAGCCAAGUGGUGAACUGGAUGAAAGGGCUGGAUGACUGUCUCCAGCAGUACAUCGGGAACUUUGAGCGGGAGAAGGUGGGCGGAGACCAGCUGCUGCGCAUCACCCAUCAGGAGCUGGAGGAUUUGGGCGUGUCCCGCAUCGGACACCAGGAGCUGAUCCUGGAGGCGGUCGACCUGCUGUGCGCUCUGAACUAUGGCUUGGAGACGGAGAACCUGAAGACGCUGUCCCACAGGCUCAACGCCUCCGCCAAGAACCUGCAGAACUUCAUCACGGGACGCCGGCGCAGUGGCCAUUACGAGGGCCGGACCUCGCGCAAGCUGCCCAAUGACUUCCUCACGUCUGUGGUGGACCUCAUCGGCGCAGCCAAAAGCCUUCUGGCGUGGCUGGAUAGGUGCUACUUCUUUUUCAGAUCUCCCUUUGCUGCAGUGACAGACUACUCUGGGACCAGGAACAAUGUAAUCCAGCUGUGUCUGGAGCUCACAACCAUUGUACAGCAGGAUUGCACGGUGUACGAAACAGAGAACAAGAUUUUGCAUGUGUGUAAAACGCUGUCUGGAGUGUGCGACCACAUCAUCUCCCUGUCCUCCGACCCCCUCGUGUCCCAGGCCGCCCACCUGGAAGUGGUCCAGUUGACCAACAUCAACCCCACCGACGGACUGGGCAUGUACAUCAAGUCAACUUAUGAUGGGUUGCAUGUCAUCACUGGGACCACAGAAGGAUCCCCAGCUGACCGCUGUAAGAAGAUUCAUGCGGGGGAUGAGGUCAUCCAGGUCAACCACCAAACGGUGGUGGGAUGGCAGUUGAAAAACUUGGUAAACUCUCUGCGCGGAGACCCCAGUGGUGUGAUGUUAACUGUGAAAAAACGACCCCAGAGUACAUUAACAUCUGCACCAGCGUUACUAAAGAACAUGAGAUGGAAGCCCCUUGCCCUGCAGCCAAUCGUCCCACAGAGCCCCACCAGUAGCGUGGCCACGCCCUCCAGCACGUUCAGCACUCCGUCCCGGCAGGAAAACUCCGCCCUACAGGAUCUUUUCAUUCCUCCCCCACCUGCAGAGCCCUACACCCCCAGGGAUGAGAAGGGGAACCUGCCUGGGGAUGACAUGGUGCAUCACCACACCGGCGUUCCCGUGGCAAAGGGCUCUGAAUCUCCCAACUCCUUCCUGGACCAGGAGUACAGAAAGCAGUUCACCCUGAUCGACGAGGACACGGUGCUCUACUGCUACGAGUACGACAAGAACCAGAGUUCACCUCAGGGACAGAGGGACGGCAAUCCCACAUAUGGCAGACUAAGGCCCAUCUCUAUGCCUGUGGAGUACAAAUGGGUGGGAGACUAUGAGGAUCCUGCCAAGCUGAGGAGAGAAAGCAGGAGAGAGAACUCCCUCCUGCGGUACGUGAGCGUGGACAAGGCUCCGGCCGAGGAGCACUUAACGGGGCGCAGCAGCAAGCGGUCCAGGAGGAAGGGGGACCGGGGCGCCAGCCCCAGCCAGUACACCCAGCUCCCCUCCUUACAGAUGGAGAUGCUGAGACAGGAGUCCAUGUCCACCCCCAGCUCCGAGUCCAGCUCCCUCUACCACACGUUUCAUCGGUCUUCACUGCUGUCAAGGUCCAAGAAGAACAAAGGGCCCUUGGCCUCCAUCAGCAAGCGUCGGAUCUCCUGCAAGGACCUGGGGCACGGGGACUGCGAGGGCUGGCUCUGGAAGAAGAGGGACGCGAGGAGCUACUUCUCCCAGAAGUGGAAGAAGUACUGGUUCGUCCUGAAGGACGCCUGCCUGUACUGGUAUAUGAAUGAAGAGGAUGAGAAGGCUGAGGGCUUUGUCAGUCUCCCAGAGUUCAACAUUGAUCGCGCCAGCGAGUGUCGCAAGAAGUAUGCUUUCAAGGCCUGCCAUCCCAAGAUCAAGAGUUUUUAUUUUGCGGCAGACAGCAUGGAUGACAUGGACAGGUGGCUGAGUCGGCUCAGCAUGGCAGCGGGGGGCUACAUGGAGAGGGAGGUGAUCAGGCAGGAUCAAGACUACUGGAGUGAGAGUGAGCAGGAGGACAAUGAGACGCCCUCUACGCCCAAACAGGACAGUCCCCCGCCCCCCUACGGCACUUACCCCCACACCAGCCUAAUGACCGAGGGCAGCCCUUACCUGGAGCCCAAACACGGCCGCCUGCCCUCCGUGGAGACGGCCCACUCCCCGCGGGAGGAGUUCCACCCCCAGGCCCUGCCGGACAGCUGCGGAGGCUCCCCCGCCCGCAGCUCCACCAGCCAGCGGCGCUCCUGGCAGGACCUGAUCGAGACGCCGCUCACCAGCUCGGGCCUGCACUUCCUGCAGACGCUGCCGGCGGAGGACCCCCCUCCGCAGGGGCCCGGCGGGGGCCUGUCCCCGGAGCCCCGCCGCCAGUCCACCCUCCCCGCCCAGCGCAGCCUGCUGCGCGACCACUACGGCCCCCUCCCGCCGCCCGACGGCCAGAGGGUGCGGGAGCUGUGGGGCGCCGGGGAGAAGCCCCGGAGCUUCACCCUGCCGCGAGACGGGGAUCUCUACGCCCUGCUCACGCCUUCGGCCGGCACCUCCGCCUGCAAGGACCCGCACGGGUACCAGGCCGGGCUGAGCCGAGACAGAGGUGAGCAGGAGGACCGGCAGCAUGCAGACUCUCUGCAGGACCUGUACAGGGCCCUGGAGCGGGCGAACCUGUCCCCCAUGGGCGAGCGCAGGCUGUCCACCAAACUGGAGUACAAGCGCUCCUUUGUCCGACGCUGUAACAAUCAACAGCUCAACGAUAAGCUUCACCGCCUGCAAAUCCUUCAGAGUUCGCUGAAGCAGGAUGUACAGCUGCCUGAUACGGAGCCCCCAUCCAGAUACUGAAACAAGCUGGUUGCAUGGCCCCCCAAGCGAGCUAUCGUGCUACGGGCCUUCCUUUCUGCCCCACAACGCACCUUGACGGAACAGCAUUGAGAGACAGUGAUAUUGUGAGGCAGCCUCUGCCCCUCUGUCCAACACAGUUUGUGAAGAAGAAGAAGGAGAUAUACAAUACCACUUUGUGGUAACUUUUCCUCUGCAUUCGACCCAUCCUAGUUACUUAGGAGCAGUGGGGCAGCCACAGUGCAGCACCCGGCGAGCAAAGUGGGUUUUAAAGGCCUCGCUCGAGGGCCCGACAACUGUACGGAUCUUAUCACGGCUACACCGGGGCUUGAACCACCAAACUUCCGGGUCCCAGUCUUGUACCUUAGCCACCAUGCUACAGGCUGCCCCCAAUAUUAUGUGUGUGUGUGUGUGUGUGUGUGUGUGUGUAUGUGCGCGUGUGUGUGUGCUUGCGUGUUUGUGUGCACGCGUGUGUGUGUGUGUGUGAGUCAUACGUCACACAUUCCCGUGCCCCGCGGGUCUCUCAGCCUCCUGACUGAAACGUUUUCUUUUUCCCAUUUGGUCCUGUAUCUCACAACACGAAAAAUGUUGCAGUUAGUGCUGAUACUAACCUACAUAUUUGCCCAGCUACACGGAGGCCACCUCUAGUGUGGGGGACAGAAUACCUCCCUCUGUGGAGGGCCACUAUGACAUUCGAACAGGAAAGUCACAUCCCAUCUUUAAAUUAAAUUCUCAAAUUUGACAGUGCCUUCAUAUGAAACACAAAUCAAACCAUUGCUUUUCUUUUUAAAUACAGAAGUUAUAGAUUUUCUAAAUCUGAUUCUUGAUCUUGAUCAUAUCUAAAACAAAAAUCAUAUUUUGAACCAUUGAUAAACCCUCCCAUGAGAUGGAAACCUCAGAUAAUUGUCCCCAUGUCAGAUGUUCAGAUCACUGCCGUCUUGCAAAAUAAGUCUAAAAUCUUCUACCUUGCUCAAGCAGUAAGAAGCCCCAGAGUGUUCCCAUUCCUCGACAGGUGUAAAUGCGUCUGCCAAAUGACUAAAAUGUAAAUGUAAAUGUAAAUGGUUCAGAGACCCUGAUGUGCGUCCUGCUCCCUGCUCCUGCUGGUCCUGUAGAGCAGGACGCAGGGUGUCCCAUUUUUUUUGGCUUAGUUUUGGUUAAAUGAAAAAAAAAAAAAAAACGGGUCCAGCCACUCUCCAGGACCCAGGUUGCAGGCACGUGAGCUUAACAGAAUAACGCUUUACUCCAGAUUCCCAGUCGUGAACAAGCUGUUCUUUUUCAAGGGCAGUACUCCCAACAGGGAACGUCAGGCUCCGACCUGCUACAGACAUCGCUGCUAUGUUUGACAGUGCUUCGCACACAACAUUCUUCAGUAAUCCAGACAUCAUAACAGUUAUUAUUGUAUAUUGUCCUAUUACAAGCUUUCGGGAGUCUCUCUAAUAUAGGGGUGGGCAUGGAGGGCCGUAUCAGUUUCAUGACCGCUUCUGUUCUUUAUUUAAUCAGCCACUCAAAAUGAAUGUUGAUAAAUUCUUUAUAAACCCAUGAGUCAAUGUUUUACUGUGCUCUAAUCAAUGAGUAAACUGGCAUUGUUGUAUAUAAUUAGCUAACUGAGCCAGGGUAAUUGGUGAAAGCAAAAACCUGCAUGUUCUCCUAGCCCUCCAGGAAUGGCAUUGCCCGCCCCUGCUGUACUUGGUGAUCUGUAAUUGUUUUAAAAACAUAAGGUAUACCCAAAGCCUUCAUUACCUUUGUAAAGGGAGAUGCCCUCAUUGAAACGCAUCUCUACAGGAAAAACAGAUCAAAUGGAUAAUUUCUGCGGUCUCGCCAUCUUUCAUUCCGUUCCAGUCUUCAGUAUUCUGAGGAGUGUAGAAUCAAAACUUAACUCUUUGGAAUCAAACAAAGAAUGACUCGACACACCUUUGGACAAUUUCUGACAACAUGUGUUUAGUCAUUUUUUUCGUAAUAUAAUAUUUAUAUGGAAAGGUAAAAGUUUUCCAUUUUGUUUGCUCUGUGCAAUGUGUCCGUACGUGAGGGAACCCGCGUUGAGUCCUCAGUGUUGCUCCUCUCCAUCUGGCUCUCGUGAAAAUGUGCGCUGUUCUCUCCUAAAUUCGGUGUUCUUCCUUGCACGUACAGAGAUGGAUAUCAGUUGGCAAUAAUAAACCUAGAUAUAUCAAGCUGUUAAAACAUAUAUUAAACUAAAAAAGGGUCUAUUUUUGUAUGUGAGAUAUUUAUCUGAAUGCUUCGGAGUCAUUUUGUAUUUCUAAGGCUUGUGAGCCUCAGUCAGAUGUCUCUGACCAGGCUUUUUCUCGUCUUGGUUUUGUGCAAAUUAUUUGACUUUGUAUAAAAUAUUUGAACAUGUUGUUCCCUCUCUGUAAAAAAAAAAAUGUGAAUUUGAAGUGCUUUCAAGCUCAUGUCUCAGUGUCAAAAAUCUGGUUUUAUGAAUAAAUUGUUCAAUGCUUA
Molecule: messenger RNA, 5850 nt
Organism: Conger conger (European conger)
Lineage: Eukaryota; Metazoa; Chordata; Actinopteri; Anguilliformes; Congridae
Product: connector enhancer of kinase suppressor of ras 2-like
Exons: 22
Coding region: 514-3399 (961 amino acids)
Biological process (GO): regulation of signal transduction
Cellular component (GO): cytoplasm; membrane
Molecular function (GO): protein binding
Source: RefSeq, a predicted model, not a curated record